AUGGCUGCCAAGGUCGACGCUCCCGCUCAGGAGAAGAAGCUCAGUGGCUUCCCCCUCUACGCCAGAUUCGCCUUCGCUGGUGCUGUCUGCUGCUCCGUCACCCACGGAGCCCUUACUCCUGUCGAUGUCGUCAAGACCCGUAUCCAGCUUGACCCGGCUACCUACAACCGUGGCCUGUUCGGCGGUUUCCGCCAGGUGAUUCAGAAUGAGGGUCCUGCCGCUCUGCUGACCGGUUUUGGUCCUACCGCUGCCGGUUACUUCCUCCAGGGCGCCUUCAAGUUUGGUGGUUACGAGUUCUUCAAGCAGCAGUUCAUCAACCAGCUUGGCUACGAGACCGCCUCCAACAACCGCACUGCCGUCUACCUGGCCUCGUCCGCUCUGGCCGAGUUCUUCGCCGACAUUGCUCUCUGCCCUCUGGAGGCUACCCGUAUCCGUCUCGUGUCUGAGCCCACUUUCGCCAACGGUCUUCUGGGCGGUUUCACCAAGAUCCUGAAGAACGAGGGUGUUGGCGCCUUCUACUCUGGUUUCGGUCCUAUCCUGUUCAAGCAGGUUCCGUACACCAUGGCCAAGUUCGUCGUCUACGAGAAGGCUGUCGAGGCUGUCUACCGUGUCGUUGACAAGAACUCCGUCUCCGAUGGUGCCAAGACCGGUAUCAACCUGGGAUCUGGUCUCGUUGCUGGUUUCGCUGCUGCCAUUGUUUCUCAGCCCGCCGACACCAUGCUGAGCGUGAUCAACAAGACCAAGGGUCAGCCUGGUGAGAGCACUGUCUCUCGUCUGAUCAAGAUCGGCAAGGAUCUUGGUUUCCGUGGCAGCUAUGCUGGUAUUGGUGCUCGUCUCUUCAUGGUUGGUACUCUGACUGCUGGUCAAUUCGCCAUCUACGGAGACAUCAAGCGCAUCCUGGGCGCCACUGGCGGUGUCGAGAUCGCCAAAUAA
Molecule: messenger RNA, 933 nt
Organism: Rasamsonia emersonii CBS 393.64
Lineage: Eukaryota; Fungi; Ascomycota; Eurotiomycetes; Eurotiales; Trichocomaceae
Product: Mitochondrial phosphate carrier protein (Mir1)
Exons: 5
Coding region: 1-933 (310 amino acids)
Biological process (GO): mitochondrial phosphate ion transmembrane transport
Cellular component (GO): mitochondrial inner membrane
Molecular function (GO): phosphate transmembrane transporter activity
Source: RefSeq, a predicted model, not a curated record